UUCAUAUCCCUGCUUAAGAUUCAUAUCGCUAAUAACAAAGUCACAAACCCUAAUGUUCUCCACCACCGUUUCCCUCUGCCAAACCCAAAUCUGCAAAUGUCACAUUCGAUUUUUCUUCUUCCAUCUCCACUGCCGCACAUGAUUUUGAGGUGAGGAGCAGAUGGGUGGAUUAUGUGAAAACUUUAAAUACUCCGGUCCGAGUCUCACGACCACAGGCUGACAUGGUUGCGACAACUGUUAUUCUGCUCCGACGAUGUAAUUCCCAACUCCGGUCCAAGUCUCACAACUACAACUCCUGCUACAAGCUAACGCUACACGAUCUGUUUUGUAUCAAUGGUAUUCUAAUUAUUUCAAGGAAAUACAUAAUGGGGUAGGUGGAUGAGUGAGAUUUUAAGACCUUGAUGAUUAAAGAUGGGGCCUCUGUAUGUAUAUUAAUGUAGGAUGUGUUUGUAUAUAUGUGUUAACAAAUGGGGUCUGGACACAAAAUUACGGGCAUACCUAAUUAGCUUUGGAUGCAAGAAGGAAAGCAAAGGCAUCUAGCAACUACAAGAGCCAAUUUUUAGCAAACAUGAGGGUUUUGUUUGUCGCACGUAUAACAAUUCAUGCACAACAGUUGUUUCGAACAAUAGUGGUUGAUCUGGGGAUGAUUGGUAGAGAUGGCACGAGAGGUGUUAGCGGAGACGGAAACGACGUCGUUGGAGGGGAUGCUGGUGAAGAAGAAAGGAACGGCGAGUGCACGGAGCUGGAUAUUGAUCGAUAGUGACGUGAAUGAGACGGUUAUGGAUAUUGAUAAGUAUGCAAUCAUGCAUCGAGUUCAGAUUCAUGCUCGUGAUCUCAGAAUUCUCGAUCCUCUUUUGUCUUAUCCAUCUACGAUCUUAGGCCGUGAACGAGCAAUUGUUCUUAAUUUGGAGCAUAUCAAGGCUAUUGUCACUGCUGAAGAGGUGUUGCUUCGAGAUCCUUGGGAUGACAAUGUAAUACCAGUUGUUGAGGAACUUAGGAGGAGAUUGCCUGUUGUAAAUGCCAACGAUGUUGAAACUGGUGAAGAAGAUGAAUCUCCGUUUGAAUUCCGAGCACUUGAGGUUUUCCUAGAGGCCAUCUGCAGCUUUCAUGCUGCCCGUACCACUGAACUAGAAACUGAUGCAUACCCAGCCUUGGAUGAGCUCACAUCUAAGAUCAGUAGCCGUAACUUGGAUCGGGUUCGUAAACUGAAAAGUGCAAUGACAAGGUUGACUGCUCGUGUUCAAAAGGUUAGGGAUGAACUUGAACGACUUCUAGAUGACGAUGAUGACAUGGCAGACCUUUACUUAUCAAGGAAGUUAUCUUCUGGUUCACCAGUAAGCGGGUCAGGUGCAGCUGGUUGGUUUCUUGGGUCACCCACUAUAGGCUCAAAGAUAUCUCGAGCUAGCAGGGCAAGUGUAAUUACGGUUCAUGGAGACGAGAAUGACGUUGAGGAGCUCGAGAUGCUUCUAGAGGCCUACUUUAUGCAAAUUGAUGGAACGUUAAACAAGUUAACAAGCCUGCGCGAAUAUAUUGAUGACACAGAAGAUUACAUUAACAUUCAGCUUGACAAUCAUAGAAAUCAGCUAAUUCAGCUGGAGCUCUUUCUAAGUUCGGGAACCGUAUGUAUGUCAAUAUAUGCUUUAGUGACUGGCAUAUUUGGGAUGAAUAUGCCUUACACGUGGAACGAUGAUCACGGCUACAUGUUUAAAUGGGUGGUGAUUGUGUCGGGUGCAUUUUCUGCAGUUCUUUUUCUACUGAUUGUUUUCUAUGCUCGAUUUAAAGGGCUCGUUGGAUCUUGAAUCUGAUUACAAAAGUUGAACUCUUUCAGGCACGAAAGUACUAAUACCGACUCUCUAGUCUCUUGCUUGUUUUCGUUCUUUUAUUUCAAGACGAAGAAGGAGAAGCAAUACAAACUCGAGGUUGAAUAUCCAAGUUGGACCGACUGUCGUGGUGACAUGGAAAUCAUUGGUUCACCUCAGUUGUCUAUGAAUCUUGAAGAGAGAAUCCCUUUCAAGCUAUAUUGCACUUCUUUCUCUUUAAAUUUGGCUUGUAGAUUUCUGUAAUUUGAAUGGUGGUACAACAGACUAGGGUUUGUAGGGUGAUUCUGUUUGACCAAUUGUCGCGCACCUGAACACGAUUUGUAUAUGUAUUUGUGUAAAGACUAUUCGUUUACCCGCGCGAUGCGGCGGGAGUGGCGAUUUACAAUGGGAUACUCGUUUACCGUUAGUUUAUCA
Molecule: messenger RNA, 2234 nt
Organism: Helianthus annuus (common sunflower)
Lineage: Eukaryota; Viridiplantae; Streptophyta; Magnoliopsida; Asterales; Asteraceae
Product: magnesium transporter MRS2-I
Exons: 14
Coding region: 657-1799 (380 amino acids)
Biological process (GO): transmembrane transport; magnesium ion transport
Cellular component (GO): membrane
Molecular function (GO): magnesium ion transmembrane transporter activity
Source: RefSeq, a predicted model, not a curated record